AUGGCUCUGCGACUGCGUGCACUAACCCGGCGCACGCUUACCCUCCUCGGCCUAUCCACCGCAACAGCAGCAGGCGCUGGCUACUUCUACCUCAAUUCUGGUCCUGCUUACUCACAAACAACACACGAGUCUCGACGCCCACCACCACUAUGGUCUCCUCCUCCCCGCGCAGCCAUGAUCGAUGCCUUAAAGCGAAGUGCUGAUCCAAAGCGGGGCGAUGAUGAUGAUAUGAUGCCCAGAGGAGGCGCAACUGGUGCCGGUGUCGCUGUCGACGCUGCAAGUCGCGGUCUACGAGUCGCUUUGGUCGAGAGAGAAGAUUUCGCUAGUGGUACGUCCUCCAAGUCAACCAAACUUGUCCAUGGCGGCGUGCGCUACCUCCAGAAAGCCGUAUUCGAGCUUGACUAUGAGCAGUACAAGCUCGUUCGCGAGGCUUUGCGCGAAAGGAGAGUCUUCCUACAGACUGCCCCUUAUCUGAGUCAUAUGCUCCCUAUCAUGCUUCCCAUUUAUAAGUACUGGCAAGUUCCGUACUACUGGUCCGGAUGCAAACUCUACGACCUCCUCGCUGGCAAGGAAAACAUGGAAUCAUCGUACCUCAUGUCCAAGGGCAAGGCCCUCGCACAGUUCCCCAUGCUGAAGAGCGACGGGCUUGUCGGUGCCGUGGUCUACUAUGAUGGCCAACACAACGACUCCCGCAUGAACAUCGCUCUCAUCCUCACAGCUAUUAAAGCAGGUGCAGCCGCCGUCAAUUACUGCGGCGUUACCUCCCUCCGCAAAGACCCCACCACAGGUCUCGUCACAGGUGCACGCGUCAAGGACUACAUCGCCGGAAGUGAAUUCGACGUGAUCAUCAACGCCACAGGCCCUUACACUGAUUCCCUCCUCUCCCUUUCCACUCCUACACACAAACCCAUCGUGCGCGCAAGCUCAGGCGUACACAUCGCCCUCCCUUCCUACUACGCCCCUAAAGGCAUGGGCCUCCUGGACCCUGCAACAAGUGACGGCCGCGUCGUCUUCUUCCUCCCAUGGGAAGGCGGUGUCGUAGCAGGUACCACUGACGAGCCCUACGACAUGCGUGCGCAUAUCAAGCCCCAAGAAGAAAAAGACGCGUAUCUAAGCGGUGACGAUAUUCUCCCCCGCGAGUCUGAGAUCCAGUGGGUCAUGGAUGAGGUGCGUGGGUAUCUGAGUGGGGACAUCAGGGUGCGCCGCGGGGAUGUGCUUUCAGCGUGGUCGGGACUGCGUCCGCUUAUUUCAUCUGGCGCCGCGGGCGGCACGGAGGGGUUGGUGAGAAGUCAUGUAGUCAAAGUUGAUGAGGGUAGAAUGGUGACCAUCGCGGGUGGGAAGUGGACUACCUAUCGUGCAAUGGCAGAAGAGGCGGUCGAUGAAGCAAUUAAAGUGUGUCCCGGGUUGAAGGCAAAGGCUUGGAAGUGUCAGACCCAAGAGCUGAGACUCGUAGGAAGCGAAGGGUGGGAUCGCAACAUGUUCAUAGGGUUGAUUCAACGCUACGGCCUCCACCCAGAAGUCGCACAACACCUCUCCUCAUCCUACGGUUCACAAGCAUGGGCGCUCCUCUCCUCGACGAACCAAACGGCCGCUUUGGACCCACACCGCCCUCUCUCCGCCCCGUACCCCUUCACACAUUCCGAAAUCACUUACGCUCUCACGCAUGAAUACGCACAAAAACCCCUCGAUGUGCUCCUGCGGCGCACACGCCUAGGUUUCGUCGACGCACGUGCAGCACUCAGUGCACUACCAGAAGUUGUACGAGUCAUGGGCGAUACCCUAGGGUGGGAUACGAGACGGAGGGGAGAGGAGGCAAGGAGGGCAGAGGAGGUGCUGCGCGGGAUGGGCGCAGGUGGACGGGUCGAAGUGGGUCCAGCAUCGUCGGGAGAAGGCUGGUUACGCAUCGGGGAGGUACAGCGGCGCGUGUGUGCACUGUUUGGUUAUCCUGCGCUUUUACGCCGGUUUUCGGGUGCGGCGACGUAUCCGCGUGCGUUGUUUGAGCCCGGGGAGAUUGAGGCGCUGCGGGAGGUGUUUGGGCAGUAUGCACGCGUGUCUGGCGAUUCUGGUUCUGGCUGCGAUUCUGAGCCUGGUUUUGAUUUGGAGGUGGAGGAGCAGAUGAGGAUACCUGUGUCGAUGAUACGAGAAGCCGUGCAGUCUGUUGCGGUGCUUGGGUAUGCUUAUGACGGUGUACGGGAGUCGGAUUUCCGAUACGUCCUAAGGGAUGCAGGGCUUUCUGAUUUGCCUGAGGGAAAGGGGAGGGGGAGAGAUGUAGAUUUUGAAGAGUUUGUCGAGAUCUGCGGAGAUUUGAAAGAUGUGUCGAUCGCACCUGCUGUGAACAAGAAGGGCGUGCAGAGGAGGAGGAUACCUGUUGAGAAGAGUGGUGGGGGUGUUUGA
Molecule: messenger RNA, 2394 nt
Organism: Suillus subaureus
Lineage: Eukaryota; Fungi; Basidiomycota; Agaricomycetes; Boletales; Suillaceae
Product: FAD dependent oxidoreductase-domain-containing protein
Exons: 8
Coding region: 1-2394 (797 amino acids)
Biological process (GO): glycerol-3-phosphate metabolic process
Cellular component (GO): glycerol-3-phosphate dehydrogenase (FAD) complex; mitochondrion
Molecular function (GO): glycerol-3-phosphate dehydrogenase (quinone) activity
Source: RefSeq, a predicted model, not a curated record